Molecule: messenger RNA, 1358 nt
Organism: Lates calcarifer (barramundi perch)
Lineage: Eukaryota; Metazoa; Chordata; Actinopteri; Centropomidae
Gene: mrps22
Product: mitochondrial ribosomal protein S22
Exons: 8
Coding region: 35-1051 (338 amino acids)
Cellular component (GO): mitochondrial small ribosomal subunit
Molecular function (GO): structural constituent of ribosome
Source: RefSeq, a predicted model, not a curated record
AAGGUCAGGUCGCCUUGAUGAGGUAAUAACAAACAUGGCGGCACUCGGUUCAGCACGGUGCUUACUUCGGAGCUACUCUCGGGUGAAAAAUGUGCAGAAAAGCAAACAAAUUGUGAUGAGGUGGAGCGUCAGGACGCUUUGUAGUGGAACACAAGAUAACGACAAUGCAAAGCCCCAGUUCACAGAUCCAGCUGUGCAGGACAUCCUCAGCAGGAUAACGGGCCUAGACUUGGAGAAAGUAUUCCGACCCAUUAAACAGGAACUGAAGCCUCCCAAAUAUAAACUCAUGACUGAUGAACAACUGAAGCAGGCAAUGGAGGUAGCUACACAACAGGCUAAGAAGCUGCUGCAGAUGCCCCCUGUCCUGCCGGAGAGGAAGCCUAUCAGCGAUGUGCUGUCUGUGGAUAAGAUCCUGGAUGGCAUGGACACAGCCAAAUACGUCUUCACAGACAUCACUUACAACAUCCCACACAGGGAGAGAUUCAUUGUUGUACGGGAGCCUGACGGGACUCUUAGGAAAGCAACCUGGGAGGAGAGAGACCGACUCAUUCAGGUCUACUUUCCAAAGGAUGGACGCAAGAUUACUGCACCCCUCAUCUUUAAGGAAGAGAACCUCAAGAUGGUGUUUUCCCAGGAUCGGCAUGAGGAUGUGUUGGACCUGUGUCUGGUCCAAUUUGAACCAGACUCUUCAGAGUACAUCAGGUUCCAUGCAGUUACUUAUGAGGACUUGGAAAAGCAUGGAAAAUACGGGCUGCUGCGCUCCACCAGACACUUUGGAGGCAUGGCCUGGUAUCUGGUCAAAGCUCGCAGGAUAGAUGGGCUCAUAGUGGACAUGUUGAAGAGAGAGCUGCUUCAGGAUGCCGUGAGUCUAGUGAGUCUGUUCCACAUGGUCCACCCCCACAGUGAGUCAGCCCUGGAAGCUGCCAGUCUGCAGGCCACUGGCAUCGACCUGCUGAAGAUCUAUGCCCAGAAGGAGUCCCAGAGGUCAGGCUACAUUGAGCUGGCCCUGCAGGCAUAUGAAGAGGUGGCUGCUGAAGACUCCGCUGCUUGAAAGACAUGCCCCUAGAUAUAAAUACACAGAUUCAUCCACAAGGAGGACCACUAACCAUUUCCUGAAGGACAUUCUGAAAUUGCCCUCCAUAUUUAAGAUACAAUUGCAUAUACUGUACUAUAUGAUUUGGAACUGGUAAAGUCAUCAAUUCAUGUAGAGGAAUUAUCUGUGUGUGUUACAUUUGAACACUGAGUCAGUUCUGAAGUGUCAAGUUAAAUGAUGUACAUAACAAAAUGAAGCAACAUCUUUGUACCUGUAUGAUGUUUUGCUCGAGUAAAACAACUUGAGUUCUGUAUAACAUAGAAGA